This is a messenger RNA of Protopolystoma xenopodis, 210 nucleotides long. The record is from the annotation of a GenBank genome assembly. Lineage: Eukaryota; Metazoa; Platyhelminthes; Monogenea; Polystomatidea; Polystomatidae.
AUGGUAUCCCAAAUAUUGUGGUGGAGGCUGUGGCCAAGUCCAUUGCAUCAAGGUCGCCUUGACAACUCGGCCAUUUCUAUGCCGCCAAAAGAGGCUACGACCAAACUGGCGGACACACCCUUUCGACCAUUAAUUAGUCGCCCGGCCUACCUGGCUUCGUCCCUUUUCCACAACCACCGUAUCCACCUGACGUCUCUUGGCCGUACUUAA